AGGGGGUUAGCGAUAACAGAGGAGCAACACGACGACGACGUUCAGUUGCCAACAAGCUCGAGUCGGUGCCGGGUGUCGUUCCGUUUCCCGCGUAGCAGACACAGUCCGUUGUCCAGUCUACCAAUCAGCCACUCGCAGUGCUCCAGUCCAGUCCGUGCGGUCCGUUGCAAUCAACCACAGCUCAACACACACACACCGACUACAGUGACGUCGACGUUGUCGUCGGUGCGCCCCGGAUACACAGCAUGCUAGGUGCGUUGGUGCGGUGCGGAGCGACCAUCACCAGGACCAGGGCCGGCGGACUGCUGCAACCGAUCGUCGCUCGCAGCUUCGUUAACACACGCGGUAUGGCGUCGAGCGGUAGCGGCGGAUUCCUGGUCGAUGACAGCCGGUACGGUUUCCUGCGGGAGCUUGGACUGGACCGGCUCAACAACGGUGUGUACGAUGGGGCGUGGGUGGCAGGUGGGGGCGAGGUGGUCCGAUCGAUCGAUCCAGCAUCCGGGCGCGUGAUCGCCGAGGUCGCCACCGGCAACGAGGCGGACGCGGACCGCUGCAUCGCGACCGGCGUCCGGGCGUACGAAGAGUGGCGCCAUCUGCCGGCCCCGUACCGUGGUGAGAUCGUGCGGCAGAUCGGGGACGAGCUGCGCAAGUACCGGGACGCGCUCGGCCAGCUCGUGUCGCUCGAGAUGGGCAAAAUCCGGCCGGAGGGUAUCGGCGAGGUGCAGGAGUUUGUCGACAUCUGUGACUACGCGGUCGGUCUGUCGCGGAUGUACGCCGGCCAGAUACUGCCGUCGGAGCGGGCCGGCCACACGAUCCUGGAGAAGUGGAACCCGCUCGGGCUGGUGGGCAUCAUAUCGGCGUUCAACUUCCCGUGCGCCGUGUUCGGGUGGAACGCGGCGAUCGCCCUCACCGUCGGUGACUCGGUCCUGUGGAAGGGUGCCCCCAGCACACCGCUCGUCAGUGUCGCGACGACGCGCAUCGUGGCGGAGGUACUGCGCCGGAACAAGCUACCCCCGGUCGUGACGCUCUGCCAGGGUGGUACGGAUGUUGGGCGGCGGCUCGCUUCGGACGAUCGCGUCCGGUUGCUCUCGUUCACCGGCAGCACGGCGAUCGGGCGGGAGGUCAGUGUGGAGGUGCAGCGACGCUUCGGCCGGGUACUGCUCGAGCUCGGCGGUAACAACGCGCUCAUCAUCAACGACGAUGCACCGGCCGAGAUGGCCCUCGAUGCGGCCUUCUUCGGCUGCAUCGGUACGGCCGGGCAGCGCUGCACCAGCACCCGGCGGCUCAUCAUACACGAGCGGCUGUACGAGACGUUCCGGGCGAAGCUGGUGAGCCGGUACGGGGCGCUGCUCAAGCGCGUGGGCCAUCCGCUCGAUCAGGCGACCCUGUACGGACCGCUGCACAACGAACGGGCGGUCGAGGCGUACCGGCAGACGAUCGCCGAAGCGCUCGAGCAGGGUGGCCGGAUCGAGUGCGGUGGCAAGGUGCUCGAGCGGGAGGGCUGCUUCGUCGAACCGACCAUCAUCUCCGGGCUCGCCCACAACGCACCGGUCGUGCUGCGGGAAACGUUCGCCCCGAUCGUCUACCUCUUCAAGGCCCGCAACCUUACCGAGGCCAUCGAGUGGAACAACGAAGUCGACCAGGGUCUCUCCUCCUCCCUCUUUACCGCCAACGUACUGUCCGCGUUCCAGUGGAUCGGUGAGGCCGGCUCGGACUGUGGGAUCGUCAAUAUCAACACCUCACCAUCCGGUGCCGAGAUCGGUGGUGCGUUCGGUGGGGAAAAGCAUACGGGCGGUGGCCGCGAGUCCGGUUCCGACGCCUGGAAGCAGUACGUGCGCCGCUCGACGAUCACGGUCAACCAUUCGCCGAACCUUCCGCUCGCCCAGGGUAUCGUCUUCGAGUGAUAGUGACGCUGCCACCAACCCACCCACCGUUUCCAUCCAUCGAACAAAUCACAAUCGGCAAUAAAAAAAAAGUGGAACGCGCACAAGCGCUCAAUGUUGUUGA
Messenger RNA from Anopheles aquasalis, 2007 nucleotides. RefSeq names its product aldehyde dehydrogenase 7 family member A1 (gene Aldh7A1). Gene Ontology annotation, molecular function: aldehyde dehydrogenase (NAD+) activity. NCBI's taxonomy places the organism in Eukaryota, Metazoa, Arthropoda, Insecta, Diptera, Culicidae. The record is from RefSeq and is a predicted model, not a curated record.